UAGCCAGCCUUGUGCUCUCUUCCUGCCUAGCCUGAGCCAGUCUACAGGAGCCCAAUGGCUAACUAUGAGUUUAGCCAGGUGUCCGGGGACAGACCUGGCUGCCGCUUUUCUAGGAAAGCCAAGGUCUGCCUCGGAGUGGGUCUCCUGGUCCUGAUCGCCUUGGUAGUAGUGAUCGUGGUCAUAGUUCUGUGGCCACGCUCACCCCUGGUGUGGAAUGGGAAGCCUACCACGAAGCACUUUCCUGACAUCUUCCUGGGACGCUGUCUCAUCUAUACACAAAUCCUCCGGCCGGAGAUGAGAGACCAGGACUGCAAAAAGAUACUGAGUACAUUCAAAAGAGCAUUUGUUUCCAAAAAUCCUUGCAACAUCACAAGAGAAGACUAUGCACCACUUGUUAAAUUGGUCACCCAAACCAUACCAUGUAACAAGACUCUGUUUUGGAGCAAAUCCAAACACCUGGCCCAUCAGUAUACUUGGAUCCAGGGGAAGAUGUUCACCCUGGAGGACACCUUGAUGGGCUACAUUGCUGAUGAUCUCAGAUGGUGUGGAGACCCCAGUACUUCUGAUAUGAACUAUGACUCUUGCCCACACUGGAGUGAAAACUGUCCCAACAACCCUAUUACUGUGUUCUGGAAAGUGAUUUCUCAAAAGUUUGCAGAAGAUGCCUGUGGUGUGGUCCAAGUGAUGCUCAACGGGUCCCUCAGUGAGCCGUUUUACAAAAACAGCACCUUUGGAAGUGUGGAAGUCUUUAAUUUGGACCCAAAUAAGGUUCAUAAGCUACAGGCUUGGGUGAUACACAACGUUGAAGAAGCUUCCAGUAACUCAUGUUCAAGCUCCUCCUUAAAUGAGCUGAAGGAGAUUGUGCAGAAAAGGAAUAUGACGUUUGCCUGCCAGGAUAACUACAGGCCUGUCAGGUUUCUUCAGUGUGUGAAUAACCCUGAGCAUCCAUCGUGUAGAUAGAUUUAUAUGUGAAGGAUUUGGAUCUUAGACCACCUGUAGCCCAGAUUGAGAUAGAGGGGCUCAGAAGCAACACUGGUGGAAAGCUGAAGCCGUCAGGGAGAGGACUCUACUACAAUGUGAACACCAGAGAUGGAAGAACUUCCCAAUACAUUAUGCCAAAAUGACACGAUCAACUUAGUGCUUAUUGUAUACUACCAAUAUUCAAGAAAAAUUACUCCAUAAACCAGAGUUAAACUUCUAUGUUGUUAUUUUGGUCUAACUUUCUCAUGUGGUGCUUUUAUAUUGUUUAUAUAUUGCUAGCAUCCUUUUUCUCCCUCUCUUUUAAUGAGCUCUCUCUCUCUCUCUCUCUCUCUCUCUCUCUGGCUGAGAAUCAAACCUGAGAACUUUCACACAUGGUGGAUAAGCCUAUAUUCCACUGAGUUAAAUCCUCAGCACAGCUGAUAACAUUAUUUUUAUUGAAAAAUGCCCAAUCAAAAUUUCCAUUAGACAAAGAAAGUCAAAUGUCAACUUUAUGAAUGACUUAAUUUCUGUAAUGUUUUUUCAUUCUUCCCACAAAUAUUAUUCACAUGGUAAACCUGAGGUCACUGGGUCGUUAUAAGGAAGGUGCUCUGUGGGAACUACCCACAUGCCCCUGCGCUUUGAUCUUUAACCCAUCCAACAUGUCCCUGAUAACUUUGAGUAUUAUUUUUCUUUUUUUUUUUUAAACAGAAGAAAAUGGAUUUUAGAGAGAUAAUUGAUUUUCCUAAAGUCACAUUCUUCAGAUCAUGGUUACAUCUGGAAUUAAAUCAGUUCUGUCAAAGUCUACAACAUAUGAUAAUUUUUUUUCUUUUCUGAGCUGUUAUUGCCAAAUUGAUAGUAGCCUGUGUUAUUGUCUGGCAAAUGCUUUUGUAUUAAAUUGAAUAUAAUAAAAUCUGAAAUGUGAUCUUUAUGGAAGAUCUCAAAACUAAUUGCACUGUCUUUUUCUUCCUCCUCAUUCUUGGUGCCUUCAUAGGUAGACAGGAGUUAACAUAUAUUUGUUGCUGACAUUGACAAUUUAUGUUUUCUAUCCUUUUUUCUUAGACCAGUCUUGCUCAGAAUCACUAAUUUUGCUAUGUUGAUGUCAUGUUAUUGUUGUUGUCUUUUUCAAAGCUCCAAUCUUUAGCUUUCCUUGUUUAUUUAUUUAAUUGAGCUUUUGUCUUUAUUUUUAAAAACAGCAAUUUCUUCUAGCUAUCUUGAAUAUCUUCAUUCAGUUUUUUGAGGCAAAUGUUUAGACCAUUGCUAUUUCAGCCUGUUUUCUUUUCUUAUGUAUAUAUUUUAGGACUCUAGGUUUCCCCCUGAGCCCUGCUUUCACUGUAGCACGGGAUUUCUGUUUGCCUUUACUGGUUAGUUACCAUUCAGUUCAAAAUAAUUCCUGAUUUUAUUGUUAUUUUGGGAUGUGAUAUUUACUUUUCAACAUCUAGAAAAUUUCUUUAGGUUUUUUUUUUUAAUGUCCUUGGUGGGUAUUAAUAAACUAAUUUGAGAAAGCUCC
This is a messenger RNA of Arvicanthis niloticus (Nile rat), 2467 nucleotides long. It is a transcript of the gene Cd38, whose product is annotated as CD38 molecule. Gene Ontology annotation, biological process: positive regulation of B cell proliferation. The record is from RefSeq and is a predicted model, not a curated record. Gene Ontology annotation, cellular component: plasma membrane. NCBI's taxonomy places the organism in Eukaryota, Metazoa, Chordata, Mammalia, Rodentia, Muridae. Gene Ontology annotation, molecular function: phosphorus-oxygen lyase activity; NAD+ nucleosidase activity, cyclic ADP-ribose generating.